Messenger RNA from Blepharisma stoltei, 335 nucleotides. The record is from the annotation of a GenBank genome assembly. NCBI's taxonomy places the organism in Eukaryota, Ciliophora, Heterotrichea, Heterotrichida, Blepharismidae.
AUGAAACUCAUCAGAUUUUAUGGAUUUCGAUUUUCAACCCAGCUUUGGAAAAAUGUUGACAACCAGAUUGAAGAAUCUAGAAAAAAAAUAGAAGAUAAUAAGGUUUUAGAGCAAAAAUUGACAGAAAUAAAAGAGUCUAAUAAAGAAAAGAAAAUUUAUAUUGCAAAAAAUAUAGCAAGCGAUGGAAAAUCUGGUUGUUUUAAGUUGUCAAGCAUUGAAGAUGCUAUGCUGAAAGCAAUGAUUAAAUUAUAAAUUUAGUUAAUUAUGAUGGUAUGCAUACUCUAUUUUCAAUGAUGCCAUUCCAUAUAUGGAGCAGAAUCUAAAAUAAAUUAUAA